GAGCUCUAGUUUUAAGGGCAGAGUUGCUGUGUCUGACAUUCUAUUACUAAGCUGUCAGAUUUCAUUUGGUGGAUUUAUGCUGUUUGUUUUGAUAAAGGAUGCAGUCAAUGUUUGUAAUUUAUUUUGUGACUAGCAUUAAAUAAAUAAUCAUGGCAGUUGUUAUUGACUUGGAUCUGGUUUGCGUUGUUUGCCUUCAAAAUGAUAGUGCUGACUUGAAAUCGGUAUUCACCGAUGAUGAUACAAUAGUUUCAGAGUCAAACAUGGGCAUUGCCGAAAAAAUAUCAUUUUGUUCGGAGCUAAAUUUGCGAAAUUUAAGCAUUAAAACUUCAAACAAAAUAUGUAAUCACUGCUUGGAUGAUUUAAACGCCGCUUGGCGCUUUCGUAAAAACUGCGAAACGGCUAAUUCUCUUUUCCGUUCCAUACAAGAAGAGGAGGACGUUGCGUCUUUGACUGAUUAUGAAUUAGAAUGUCCGAAAGGCCAGCUAUCUACCAAUUUAAAGCUUCGCCGCGAAAUUCCCGCAAUGAAAUCGUAUCUUAGCACUUCUCGAAUAGAUGAACAAUCUGAAGAUAAUGUUAACGAAACCAUGGAUUCAGCAUUAGAUGAACAAUCUGAAGAUAAUGUUAACGAAACCGAUGGAUUCAGCAUAGUCGAAUAUAUUGAUGAGGAAGAUCAAAAGGAUUUUGUUCAAAGUACAGAUUAUUUUGACUCUGUUAGAGAAGGAGAGUUAGAAGAUGUCAAUGAUGCAUUUAAAGACACCGAUAAACAACGCGCCCUAGAGAAAAGAUGUCGAAUACCGUCAAAGUCAAGCUUUACACCGGAUGACAAUGAUAAUUCUCAAACACAUGUAAAGGAAGAAAUACUAGAUGAUGCUAACGAUGAAGAAAAUCCAAUAUUAAUCGGUUAUCAGGAGGAGAGUGAUAACAAAAGUAAUGAACUGAUGUCACCUAUGUUUAGCCCGGAAAGCUUUCCAGGUCAUGAUCGACGAGAUUUAUAUGAAAAAGAGAAUAGUGAAAAUACUAUUCAUGGAUUCCCGAUGAAAAAAAAAAUUAAUACUAAAAAAAUUACACCUUCUGAAAUGAAACCUUAUAGUGGGGUAAAAUUGCCUUCACGUAAAGGCAAGUCAUUACAUUCAUCAAUGAAGAUAUGCGAGAUAUGCGGAAAUAUUUACAAAUACCAGCACGCAUUAAGCGCCCAUAUGCGCAGGCACAAUAACGACCGCCAAUUUGCCUGUGAACUUUGCGAUAAAGCUUUUGUUUCGAACGUGGAGUUACGUCGUCAUAUGCGGGUUCAUACUGGGCAUAAACCGUAUCCAUGUUCAUUUUGUGAUAGACGGUUUUCAGAUUUUGGGUCACGAAGCAAGCACGAGCGAACCCAUACUGGUGAACGACCAUAUCGUUGCACAACAUGCAAUAAGUCAUUUGCAUAUCCGCAUGUCUUAACCGUGCACUUACGCACACAUACUGGCGAAAAGAAAUUCCAAUGCACUCGCUGUGGCAGAGGAUUCACAAAGAAAGCUUAUCUAUUGGCUCACUUGGAAAAUCAUGCUCGCUGCGAAAAUAUAUCAAUAAUUGGAGAACUGAAUGAUAAUGGGUCAGCGAUGGCUAGGAAAUCAGAGGUCCUAACUACUCACCAACAAGAGAUUACAGCAAUAAAAACAGUAGCUCUGGAAGAAUGCAUAUUCACCACAGAAUUAAUGGACGACAGUGAGCAAAAUAUGUCCAAUCAGAUCCAAGUCAUUGUUGAACAAGACGGCAUCGAUAACUCCGAUUGGGUGUACGUUCGUAGUACAAUAAAUUUCCGAUAA
Molecule: messenger RNA, 1805 nt
Organism: Rhagoletis zephyria (snowberry fruit fly)
Lineage: Eukaryota; Metazoa; Arthropoda; Insecta; Diptera; Tephritidae
Product: zinc finger protein 26
Cellular component (GO): nucleus
Molecular function (GO): zinc ion binding
Source: RefSeq, a predicted model, not a curated record